CGGCCAUCUCCAGACUCUGCUUCUUUCACCAUCAACGCCAGACUAUCAACACGUUCUGACUACGUCGUUGAUCCCAUUUUAAUCAGGUCGCGCUCCCUCGCGUCAUUUUUGCAUAAUUUUUCUCGUCCCUCCCUCUCUCUCAAUUCCUCUUCUCAACAACUUGUCACAUCCAUCAUGGCGCGCACCAAGGAAGACGUUGUCGCGACAUCGCCUCGCGUCGCCAAGUCGUCUGCUGGCGUUAGCAAAGAUACCGAAACUCCUGUGAAGCGUGGCCGCGGUAGACCUCGCAGCGCCGCUCCUAAGCCCCCCUACGUCCCUAGCGGUCGUCCUCGUGGUCGUCCCAAGGGAAGCACCAAGGCCUCGACCGCGAAGAAGGCUGCUCUCGAAAAAGCAGUUGGCCUCGCCAAGAAGACCGCAUCAACGGAUGCGACUGGCGCUAAGCGAGGACGUGGCCGACCUCGCAAGAAUGCCCAACCCGAGGCCGAAUCUACAACCCCCAAGUCUGGCAAGAAGCGUGGCCGGCCAAGCAAGAAUGCCACUGAGAGCCCAGCUGCUCAAGAUGAGGCCGAGGACGACAACGAGGAGCCUGAGCCCGUUGAGGCUGCUGAGCCAGUGGAGGAUGCCAACGCCGAUGAUGAAUCGGAUGGUGACAUUCCCACAGCUGGCCAAGAGGAGUCGGCCGACAAGGAGUUGCCGGAUGAUGACUUGUCCAACUAGAGUGCUGGACGGCGACGUCUGCGCAGAGGAUAGCAUGGGCCAUGUCUAUUCCUAGGACGGAUUAUACUCUAUAUAAAUGCCAGGCGGCUUUAUUUGGCUCUGGCAUCAAGCUGUGAUGCUGGGCAAUGUAAUGGUAUCAGGUUUAUGGGCGGUAUAGGGGGUUACUGGUUUUACUAUGCAGAGGAGUUUUGUGUUAUUUAUUGAUCGAGGCUGGGAAAAGCCGGCUCUUUUCACUACUUGAUGGUUUCCUUUGC
Fusarium vanettenii 77-13-4 is the source of this 971-nucleotide messenger RNA. RefSeq lists its product as uncharacterized. Gene Ontology annotation, molecular function: transcription coregulator activity; DNA binding. The record is from RefSeq and is a predicted model, not a curated record. The coding region runs from base 175 to 717 and encodes 180 amino acids. The transcript is spliced from 3 exons. NCBI's taxonomy places the organism in Eukaryota, Fungi, Ascomycota, Sordariomycetes, Hypocreales, Nectriaceae. Gene Ontology annotation, biological process: regulation of DNA-templated transcription. Gene Ontology annotation, cellular component: chromatin; nucleus.